GUGUAAUGCGUAACCGUAUUUCUAGUAAAGCUGAAUCAUAGUCAUGUGUUCAUGUGUAUGGUGUUGUAGUACAGGCCAUUUUCGGGGCUAUAUGAUUAGACAACAGGUUUAGCCAAUAGCCACUGAACUGGGUUUAGCUACGAAGAACGUAAAGAAUUCCGGAGCAAAUCACGUGACCACGAGUUGUUUGAGGAAGAAAUUACGUAACAUUUUCACUUUGAUGAAAGUGGCCAAGUCUUUUGGCAUUUUUCUCACUCCUAUCUUUUAAGAGCACGACGUGAAAUAGCAGAGGACUUACUUUCUGGGACUUUCUAUAUUAUAAAACCUCAACAGAAGGAUCAGUGCCAUGGCAACUGCGCCGCCACUUAUGGAGUUCCCGCAGCCCCCCUCCUAUGAAGAAACCAUGGUAACCCCUCCCCCUCCUCAUUACCACUUGGGCCCUCCCCCUCCUCAGGGUUACACCUCUGGGCCCCCCCCUCUUCAGGGUUACACCUCUGGGCCCCCCCCUCUUCAGGGUUACACCUCUGGGCCCCCCCCUCCUCAGGGUUACACCUCCGGGCCCCCCCCUCCUCCAGGCUACGCCAAGGUGCCUCAGUGCCCGUACCCUCCUCAGCCUGUUGGCCCCCCUGUCACCAGCCCUGUGGUGUCCGUGCAGACCAUCUACGUGCAGCCGGGUGUGGCCUUUGGGGACAGGCCCGUGCAGGUGCACUGCCCCGCCUGCGCGCAGUUCGUGCUCAGCCGCAUGGAGUACCACAGCGGCACCAUGACCUGGCUCAGCUGCCUGGCCCUGUCCUUCUUCGGCUGUAUCUACGGAUGUUGCCUGAUUCCAUUCUGUGCGGACAGUCUGAAGGAUGUGAAACAUUGCUGCCCAAACUGCCACAACGUCCUGGGAGUGUACAGACGCCUGUAAUGCCUUUCAGCAGGGGUGCACAACUCCGGUCCUACCAGGCAUGCUGGUUUUCCUUCCAACCAGUUACCUUAGUUUUUGUUUUCUGAUGCCCCUAUAUACUGACGGUUCGCUCUUCUACUUGAGCAGAGUAAAAUGUUUAGUAUACACUUGCAGUCUGCGUCUGUAGCUGAAGCUUAUACAAAUGCCACAUCAAGAUAUGAUUAAAUUAAUUAAAUAAUACGAGCAGAAGUUGGCACAAAAUCCUGAAACGGAUCUUCCCUUGUUGUGCUCCCCUGCCCUACUGUCAAGGACAUCAGAAACUUCUAGAACUAAGCACUUGUGUCAAUGAAGAAAACGUAAUCGAGUGAACAGAAUACUAUACUGAAUUCAAACUGACUAUAUGAACAGUAAACACAUUGUAAUUUAAUUACAAUUAAUGAAGUGCUAUUGAAUUUAACUUUUACAUAUAUUUCAAUCAACUGGAUGAAGAUUAUAUUAUUGGAAAAGGAUCAUUUUUGAAAAUGCUUAGAAAAUUAGCAGAGCCAGAUAAUUUUAAGCAGACUGUUUAAUGUAUACAUGGUGGCCUUUUCCAAAGAAAUUCAGGUUCUUCCCAAAAUUAUUUUCAGUGAAAUGAAGACGUGCAACAUACAGAGUACAUUUUUAAAAAAUCUCAAAAAAUGUUGCUUUCAUUUAAAAAGAGUACAGUUAGAAAUAGUUGACAGUUUUAUAAUGUUUUGUGUUUUGAGAAGUGCUAUAUAAAUUCAAUUAUUAUUAUUAUUAUUACCACUUUGUUGUACGUCGCUCUGGAUAAGAGUGUCUGCCAAAUGCCUGUAAUGUAAUGUAUUAUUAUUAAUCAUAAUAUUAUUAUAUUAUAGUAAUCUAAACUGUGAAGUUAGGGUGGAGCGCCUCCUAAAAAUAUGCAGCUAUUUAUGAGAUAAUGGGGUGGAUUGUAAAAUAUUGGGCUAUCACGUAGUGUGGAAGGCCAAAUAAGUUGAAAAUACGCGAAAUUGACAUAUGGAAUCACACGGUGUCAACGUCAAGUGGAUCCACAGGUCGAUCAUUAUACGUCACACACUCCAAAAAAAUAUUUCCACAAAGGAUGCACUCGUGGUUCCUUGCUCCAGAAUUCUUCAGGAGCCUCCUAGCUCCUUGGAGGAGCAUUUAGGACAUUGGAAUGUCCUCAAAGAUGGCGCACCUUGAUCGAUUUGCGGGUCAGUCAAGGACCUCAGAGACAAAUGGCGAAUAAAAUGAGUGAUUGGAAUGUGCCCAUGUGACAUCACAUGAUUCCAGAUGUAAAUUUCAUGUAUUUUUUUGUCCCAUUUGGCCUUCCAUACUAGGAAAGGAAGCAAGAAGGUAAAAAAAUAAGUGGCUGGAAUGCACCCCAGGUCUCAAAAUCUCCACCGUUUUAAAACACCCCAAACGCUGUGAUCCUACACGAGGACGAUACUUUAUUUGUUUCAAUCGGAUAGCCUGAACAGAACCUCUUCCAGACCAGGUUAGCCAAACCCAGGGUUAAAGCUUAAGUUAGCUUGUGAAACCCAUAAUGCCACUUCAUAGCACACCCCUCUGCUCACACGCAUCCUAAACCCAACUCUAAAUUAACCGCGAAUCAGCCCUCACCCUUUAUACGAUUACAAAACCCGCGCAACCAUAGAGUGUUCCACAGCAGUGUCAUUGCACUUACUGGCCAUUACAGUGUACCUGAAAUUUCAGUGACAUGGGUGCAGGCCAGCCUGAUAUGAAGUGGGUCUUAAAAAUGAGCAAAAGAGGGAUGCUGACUAGAAUGACAUGCAGUUUUGGUGGUGGUAAGAUAUACAGCUAAACAAUGUUAAGAGUUACUCAAUUUCCUUGUUUCCCACUGGCGAAGCUGCUGUUUUUUAUUUUCUAAUUUCUCAAUAUGAAUACUGUCUUGUUUUCCACAUAAGACUAUUAAAUAGAUUAAGCAAAGAGAUGAAGUGCAACAAAAUCACUUCUUUUUUUAGGACUAGUAAAGUCAGUUAAUGGCAAAAAUAUUAAAUGUACCUGACACCAGACUUUAAAUGUUAAUGUAGUUCACGAUUGUUUGUUUAUAUAGUUUGGGUCCAUGUUUUUUUACUGGCUCCCAUAAAUGUAUUUGUGUCAUUAAUGUUCACUUUUCCAUUGUUCACCAUUGUUUAAUAUGGCAGUGUAAACAGAAACUUUCUUGCACACAAAUAAAUAUAAUUUUAUAGA
Molecule: messenger RNA, 3100 nt
Organism: Anguilla rostrata (American eel)
Lineage: Eukaryota; Metazoa; Chordata; Actinopteri; Anguilliformes; Anguillidae
Gene: litaf
Product: lipopolysaccharide-induced TNF factor
Exons: 4
Coding region: 347-910 (187 amino acids)
Cellular component (GO): nucleus; cytoplasmic side of lysosomal membrane; cytoplasmic side of late endosome membrane
Molecular function (GO): zinc ion binding
Source: RefSeq, a predicted model, not a curated record